This is a messenger RNA of Poecilia latipinna (sailfin molly), 1272 nucleotides long. RefSeq names its product calcyclin binding protein (gene cacybp). Gene Ontology annotation, biological process: heart development. Gene Ontology annotation, molecular function: ubiquitin protein ligase binding; S100 protein binding; tubulin binding. Lineage: Eukaryota; Metazoa; Chordata; Actinopteri; Cyprinodontiformes; Poeciliidae. The record is from RefSeq and is a predicted model, not a curated record. The coding region runs from base 106 to 789 and encodes 227 amino acids. Gene Ontology annotation, cellular component: nucleus. The transcript has 6 exons.
AGAGGACGUCAUUUCCUGGGCCGGGCUGGCAAAGGAACCACUGUAGUAGCAGAGCUUCAGCAAACCGGCUAACAUUUGGUUACAUCUCAGAAGUACAAGAUCAUAAUGGAUAUAAAAGAGCAGAUCACUCAGCUAGAAGCUGACCUGCAGGAGUUGAGCUCCCUCUUGGAGAAAUCAGAGAGGAAAAGGGUACAGGACGUCUUGCAGGAGGAACAGAAGAAGGUGGAGAAAGAACUUGCAACCAAACGACAGCAGCAGCUGCAGCAGGCUAAGAGAGAGGCAGACCCAUCUGCAGUGUCCAAAGCAGCAUACACCGUGAAGAUCACCAGCUACGCAUGGGAUCAGUCGGAGAAGUUUGUGAAAAUUUACCUGGAUUUGAAAGAUGUGCACAAAAUUUCAGCAGAAAAUGUAGAAGUGGACUUCACAGAAAGGUCAUUUUCGGUGCUAAUUAAAGACCUAAAUGGCAAAAAUCAUCAGAUGACUGUUCUUAACCUGUUGCAUCCGAUCGAUGAAAAGGACAGCUACAAAAAGGUAAAAACAGACAUGUUGUUGAUCAUGCUAAAAAAGCAGACAACAAAGAAGUGGGAGUGCCUUACAGCAGUGGAGAAACAGUCAAAAGAGAAGGACAAACCCUCUAUGGAUGAGAACGCAGACCCCAGCGAUGGCCUCAUGAGCAUGUUGAAGAAGAUUUAUGACGAUGGAGACGAUGAGAUGAAGAGAACUAUCAACAAAGCCUGGACAGAGUCGCAAGACAAGAAGAAAAGAGGGGACGAUAUGAUGGACUUCUAAAUAUUCCUCUUUUUUUUUUUUUUUUUUGGAGUGUGACCAAAUUAGAGCUUUAAAGUUCAAGAGUGCAUGACCUAAAAAUUAAAAAGUAGAGCUCAUGUCAUUUUAGAGUUUCAUACAGUCCUUCAAUAAACUGAAACUGAUUUUCUGUAUGAUUUUUUUUAGGCCAGUCAUGAGCUCUAAUAAAUAAAUAUCAGUGUAUUGUAAAGAAACGCUACGUCCAGCAGAUGGCGCCCUUCAUUCAGUGAUCGGUCAUUAUUGCUUGUUUAAGAUUUUCCAACACCCACAGUAAAUUGUGGGUAGUGUAGUCUGUGUCCAUUUCUUCAGAGGAUGACAGGCUUGUAACGUGCCAAAGUCACACCUCAGUUUUCCUAUAUAUAAAGCCAUCCAUGGAGGAAGUCGUAUCCCUAAAAUCAUAAUUCUGCUUGUUAGAAUGUUAUGUUCAUCUCUCCUGCAACUGAAAUAAAAACAAUUUGUCUUUCCUCA